UCCAUCCAUCCACCCCGCAGGGCCGACCUUCUUGUUCUCCCUCCACCCACACCGCCGGCGACCGCACUCGCACUCGCUCCGCAUCCGCCUGCCUGCACCUGCCUGCAACCACACCUCAUCUGCGCCGUCUCCUGGACGCGGCAAGCCCUCCGACCCCCGCCCCACGCCGGCCGGCCUCGGCGCACGGGCACCCGCCAUGCCGCGCUUCGAGGACCACCUGCCCACGCGGCCCGUCGACCGCGAGAAGAACGAGACGGAGCUGAACCUCAACAUCAAGAAGGCCACCUCGACCGACGAGACGGCGCCGAAGCAGAAGCACGUGCGAAAAUGCAUCGUCUACACGUGGGACUACCACACGUCGCAGUCGAUCUGGACGGGCCUGCGCGUGCAGCCGAUCCUGUCCGACGAGGUGCAGACGUUCAAGGCGCUCAUCCUCGUGCACAAGGUGCUGCAGGAGGGCCAUGCCAUUGUGCUGCGCGAGGCACAGGCGCAGAUGGGCUGGUUCGAGACGUGUGCGCGCACGGUGGGCAACGACAGCAUGCGCGGCUAUGCCCCCCUCAUCCGCGCGUACGUCUCCUUCAUCCUCGCCAAGCUGCGCUUCCACCGCCACCACAAGGAGUUCAACGGCCUGUUCGAGUACGAGGAGUACAUCUCGCUGAAGAACAUCGACAACCCCGAUGAAGGCUACGAGACGAUCAUGGACCUGAUGAACCUGCAGGACCAGAUCGAGCAAUUCCAGAAGCUCGUCUUUGCGCACUUCCGCAACAGCGCCAACAACGAGUGCCGCAUCUCGUCGCUCGUGCCGCUCGUCAAGGAGUCGUACGGCAUCUACAAGUUCCUCACGUCGAUGCUGCGCGCCAUGCACCGCCGCACCGACGCCAUGGACGCGCUCGAGCCGCUGCGUGGCCGCUACAACACGCAGCACUACUCGCUGCGUAAAUUCUACUACGAGUGCGCCAAUCUCAAGUUCCUCACCAGCCUCAUCAACGUGCCAAAGCUCAAUCACGACCCGCCGAACCUCUUUGACUCGCCCGACGGCCCUGCGCUGCCCUCUCGGACACCCAAGGCAGCCACGCCGCCGCCCAGCGGGCCCUCGCAGUCCGAGAUCGACGAGCAGGCGCGCAUGCUGAAGGAGUACGAGGACCGGCAGCGGGCACUGCGCGAGUCGGAGGAGGCGGAGAAGCAGCGCCUGGCCGACGCCGCCGCCAAGAGCCAGCGCGACUUUGAGGAGCAGCAGCGGCUGCAGGCCGAGCGCGAGCGCGCGGCACAGGAGGCGCUGAUGCGCGCGCAGAUGGACCAGAUGGCCGGCGGCCGCGCGGCGGAGCUCGAGCGCGAGAUGCUGGCCAUGCGCGGGCAGUACGAGCGCGACCAGCUCAUGCUUGAGCAGUACGACCGGCGCGUCAAGGCGCUCGAGAACGAGCUGGCGACGAUCGGGCAGAACGUCAACGCGCAGCUGAUGAGCAAGGACGAGAUGCUCAAGCAGCUGCAGGACCAGGUGACGCUGUGGCGCAACAAGUACGAGGCGCUGGCCAAGCUGUACAGCCAGCUGCGCACCGAGCACCUCGACAUGCUCGCCAAGUACAAGCAGAUGCAGAUCAAGGCUGGCUCGGCGCAGGAGGCGAUUGACAAGAUGGAGCGCAUGGAGCGCGACGUCAAGGCGAAGAACCUCGAGCUGGCGGACAUGAUCCGCGAGCGCGACCGCGCGCGCUUCGACCUGGACCGCAUCAAGGCGAGCCAGAAGGAGGAGUUCGACCGGCUCAAGCGCGAUCUCAUGUUCGCCAACGAGCGCGCCGAGGACGCGACGCGCAGCAAGAGCUCGGAGAUGUCGGGCAUCAUGGCGACGCUCAAUCGUCAGAUCGCCGAACUGGAGGAUGCGCUGCGGGAGAAGCGCAACGGCUCCGACGACCUGCUGCGGCGCCUCGACGAGAAGGACGCCGAGCUGGCGCGUCUGCGCGACGAGCAGGCUGCCGAGCUGGCGAUCAUGCAGGAGGGCAUGGACGCCACGAUCAAGCAGAUGAGCGAGAUGCAGCUCGGCCAGGGCGCCCAGGACGAGGCCGUCAACGCGCAGAUCGACACGCUUAUCCUCGACAACUCGAAGAAGCUCAACGCGAUCAUCGACUCGAUCCUGCAGGCCUGCGUGGAGAAGGUCGACGAUGCCAUCUACGAGCUCGAGUCGCCCUCGGCGUCGGGCAACGCAACCGCCACGCCCGAGUACGUGCUCUCCCUCAUCGAGAAGGGCACUGGCGCGUCAAGCGAGUUCGGCGCCGUCUACUCACUCUACCUCUCGGGCGAAGCCGGCGGCGAGCACGUCGAGGUGAUCAAGCGCGCCAACGCGCUGGCGCAGACGAUCCACGACGUGCUCGUGUCCACGAAGGGCAUCACGCGCCUGGCGCAGUCCGAUGCUGCGGCUGAGAAGCUCGUGGGCACUGGCCGCGCCUCGGGAGACGUGCUGCUGCGCCAAUUCGUCAGCCUGCAGUCGUUCCGUCUCGCAGGCGUGGCGCCUGCACAGCGCCGCAACGUCGUCGCACAGCAGGGCAUGGAGGCGGCCAACGCGUUCCGCCAGCUCAACGACGUCGUUGAGGGCAUGGUCAAGAGCGGCGACUCGCUGGCCAAGGCCAAUGGCGACAUCGGCGACCUCGUGGAGCGCGAGAUGAUGGGCGCUGCGGCUGCCAUCGAGGCAGCCACGAAGAAGCUGCAGGCGCUUCUGUCGCGCCCCCGUGACACCGGUCGGCACUCGGCCAUCGACCUGCAGGUGCACGAUGCCAUUCUCGAGGCCGCCCUGGCCAUCACGCGCGCCAUCGGCGGCCUCAUGCAGGCUGCAACCGAGAGCCAGCAGGAGAUCGUGGCGCAGGGCAAGGGCAGCAGCUCGAGCCAGCAGUUCUACAAGCGCAACAACCGCUGGACGGAGGGCCUCAUCUCCGCGGCGCGCGCUGUGGCGUUCGCCACGACGAUGCUCAUCGAGGCGGCCGACGGCGUGAUCCUCGGCUCGCACUCGCUCGAGCAGCUCAUCGUGGCCUCCAACGAGGUCAGCGCGGCGACGGUGCAGCUCGUGGCGGCGUCGCGCGUCAAGGCCGAGUACAUGAGCCGCACGCAGGACCGCCUCGAGCGCGCUGCAAAGGCCGUCACCGACGCGUGCAAGGCGCUCGUGCGCCAGGUCAAGGCCAUCACCGAGAAGCCGGGCGCCGACGAGCCGAGCGACUACUCUCAUCUGCCGCUUAACGAGUUCCGCGUCAAGGAGAUGGAGCAGCAGGUCGAGGUGCUCAAGCUCGAGAAGGAGCUCACGCUGGCGCGGAGGACACUGGCUGCCUACCGCCGCUCGGCGUAUCACGCACACGACGACGACGACUGACGGGCACACGCGGACACCUCUUAUUUGCCAACUAUCUGCGAUGCCUCUUUGCGGUCUCAGACGUGAUUGUAGUUGCGCAGGUGACGCGGGGCGCGCGCAUUGCAUUGCACUGGCAGUAGUUGCGAGGAGACGGCGCGGGACGGAGGCGAGGGUUGCUCAGCCACUGCUCUCGGUGUCCGCGCGAGUAGGGUACAUAGGGAGACAGCGGCAGAGCGGCCUUGCGGGAAUGGCCGGACGCGUCAGAGGCAGAGAGACUAGUAC
This is a messenger RNA of Tilletiopsis washingtonensis, 3610 nucleotides long. RefSeq names its product cytoskeleton assembly control protein. NCBI's taxonomy places the organism in Eukaryota, Fungi, Basidiomycota, Exobasidiomycetes, Entylomatales. Bases 197 to 3349 code for a protein of 1050 amino acids. The transcript is spliced from 8 exons. Gene Ontology annotation, cellular component: clathrin-coated vesicle; actin cortical patch. The record is from RefSeq and is a predicted model, not a curated record. Gene Ontology annotation, molecular function: phosphatidylinositol-3,4-bisphosphate binding; clathrin-cargo adaptor activity; actin filament binding. Gene Ontology annotation, biological process: endocytosis; actin filament organization; clathrin coat assembly.